Messenger RNA from Hyaloscypha bicolor E, 3469 nucleotides. RefSeq lists its product as uncharacterized. The transcript is spliced from 3 exons. Bases 434 to 3097 code for a protein of 887 amino acids. Lineage: Eukaryota; Fungi; Ascomycota; Leotiomycetes; Helotiales; Hyaloscyphaceae. The record is from RefSeq and is a predicted model, not a curated record.
CGACACUACACCACACCCCAGACACAGCACAGCACAGCUCCACGCGACUCGACAACACCGACGGACAGUCCGUUCUACCAUCGCACUCGCCAUUGAUGAGGAGCAGGCCCGGCGCAAUUGGAAGGAGUCGCGCGAACUUUCAUGACGGCGCGCUGCACCGUGGGUGGGAGGCCAGGCCAAAGGGAUUCCGCCAUGCGACCAUGAAUGGCUCUUGAUCAAGAGACAAUAGCUCACUAUAAUACCCAACAACACUCGACAUUCACUCCAGCACUAUAACACAAAGAGUGCGCAUCGAGGGAUAUCUGCUUCUGAUGUACGAGCCCUCUCUUCCCUUGCCCUUCCAACUUCUCCAAACUUCAACCCUCCCCCAAAGAAUCUCCAGACCCACAACCUCGGAUCUCCUACCAGCUUUUGACGAGCAGCAGAGUCUAGCAUGGAGACCAAGCAGGCCAGGCCGGGCGCUGUGGCAGCACAGAAAGGCUUGGGACUGGUCGACAAGCAGAUCGCCGCGCUGAAGAACCGCUUCCUGCCCUCUGAACCCCACCUCCUCAAUGUCUCGACCGACGACCCCUUUUAUAACCACUACUACCACGAGUACGAGAGGCUGCCCUUCGACCCCAACGAGGUCAAGCAGCUGCAGUACAUGACCAUGAUCUCGGACGGCGAUCGCGGCGUCGCAGCUGCGCGCGGGGACUGGCACGACGAGAUAUACAACCAGGUCGCAUCACCAGGAAGCGCAGAUGCGCGCAGCAGCACCACGACCCCGAACCCUGCGAAGGAUCUGAAGAAGGCGGCUGUCAAAAUGUCGUUCUCUGAUUAUAAGAAUUUGAAGGAGAAGGGGAUCAGGCCUUCGCCGAAACCGGUUGCUGUGGAUGCGGAGCGCAAGCCGGGACACUCACGGAAUACAAGUGCGGUUACUGCGGGCACUCCGAUGAGUAGGAUGUCUUCUUUGGAGGGCCCGGUCAAGCAGAAUGGUGUGCGUGCAGCGGUCAGCUCUAUCUCUGCGGAGAAGAGGCUAAGCAAGGAGACGGAGAAACCUACUGCAGCUCGGAGUUCUACUGCACUACAAGAAAAGCCGCGCCCAACUACGAAUGGUCAUGUUGAGCCAACAAAGAAUCCUCUUCAAGUCAAAGUUGCCAAUAAGCCUCAUCAGAAGCCGCAAUCACAACCGAAUAAUGUCCGAAUUCAUGGCCUGCCUCCUCGACCUCCGUCUCCUGCACGCAAGAACCCGGAUCUCAAGCAACAACCCGAACAUAAGCAACAAAAGAGACCGCUCGGGUCAGGUGACGCUUCACAACCGGAGAAGCGUACCAAGAUCGAGCAGUCAAGAAUACCUUCAAGUUCAUCGAAUUCCCUUCCUCGAAAGCCUGAGACUCCGACUGGAAAGCUGGGACUCAACCUUCAUAAUAAGCCACAACAUCAAUCACCUCAACCGAAGAAGGAAACUCCUAACAAACCAAAUCCCAUUUCUAAGCCAUCAUCCGAGAAGCCCCUGGAUCUUCCACCUCUCUUAUCACCUCUUCCGGCAGAUCUAGAUAGCAGCCCUGCUCUGAAGUCACAACCAACAUCAGGCUUCUCGAAGAAACUCGAAUCUGGCAAGAAUUCUUCGCAAAGUACACCCUCCAAAUUCAAGGUCGGCCCAGAUACUAUUGUGGUUAAGAAGCCUUCACAGCCCGAAUCCUCUCCACUCUCACCACCACCAAAAUCACCACUCGCUCCUCUACCUGCCCUUUUGUCUCCAACACUACCACAGAUUAUAGAGGACGAGUUGGUACGCUUACAGCAGAAGUCGGCCGAAAAGGCUGAGAAACAUGCUGCUCUGAGCACCCCCGAAGUCCGUUACGAAAAGUCUCGACAACCGGAUACUCCAGGCGUUGCUCGGAAGACGGUCACCCCUAAGGUUGGACAUCCGCCAAAGAAGAACCAUGGAGAAUCCAGCAAGUCCAAGGACAGACCAGAGAGAUUAAUUGUGAGGCUGAAGUACAAGAAACGGAAAGGAGAAGACAUCCGACGCAUUCUUGGUCUCAAGCCUCGCCCCGAUAGAAUAUUCCUGCAACUCGAAAAAGAGCGCCUCAGAUCGACGUCCAAAGCCCGGGAUACCGAAGAUGAAGACGAUGUUCCCCUUUCCAAGAUCACAAAACCCGCAGCAGCACCCGCAGUACCGAAGAAACGCUCCAACGAUUCCUUCGACUCCCGUACCUCCGAACCAGCACCUAAGCGUCAAAACAAAGGCCCCGACCCAAUCGAUGUCUCUAAAUCCCACCGUUCCCUCGACCCACCCUUCAAAUCCCCCGCUCUUACCGCCCCAUCUCAAAAAUCCAUCCUCUCAACACCCAAGAAAGGAGAGACCAUGAAAUCCGCAUCCAUCGCGAUGCGCCGUGUCGAUUCCAACGACGGCCUUUCUCGGACCCCGCAAACUUCCACCAGCACCCCUGCCUCGGCGGAAAAACCACGUAUCAAUGGCUCCGUACCCCCGAACCCAGAACACGAUCCUCUUCGUGCGGAUGAGAAGCGCUUUGCUGAGUCCGCACUCAAGCUGAAGAGGAAAAUGGACGAGUACCUAAAAACCAAGGGUGGAAACAGGGAAGCGAUUACCGAGCGCGAGAAGAAACUCGGAGUUUGCGUCGGCCUGGAGUGUUUAGUAACGUACAUGAACUGCUGGGCCAUGCAAGAGAAAGUAGCCAGGAGGCAGGGCACGAAUGAUAAAGUGUGGAUCGAUGGCGUUAGACUCUGGGAGUUUGUUGAGCGCGAAGCACGAGUGUAUCCCGUGUUGAGCGUGUUGAGCGCGAAUAUCGGCGGAUUGAUGAGGGAGGAGUGCGCGCGGAUCUUCGCGCGGAUGGUGGAGGAGAGGCGGCAUGCGGACGGGGAUAAGGAGAAGGAUGGGGAGGAGGCGGUCAAGGGAUUGGUGAUCAACCAGCGGGGCCGCGAGAAGUGUUGGAGUAACGUUGGGAGGGGACGUGGGGCCUUGCAGGAGCUGGGGGCGAGGGAGGUUCUCGGCCCUUGGUCUACGGCUGGUGAGGCGUUGACAUAUGUCUGUGAUGUGUUGGAGAAAUAUAGCAGGAGGGAGAAAAUAGGAUGGAAGAGAGACUUGGCUUGAUUUGGCAUGGGAUUUGAAUGGAAGGGGCUGAAAAUGGAUGGAUGGGUAUAUGAAAGAAAGGAUGAAAUGAAAUGGGGGUGAAUGUCUCGGCGUUUUGGGGGUGCACGAUACCCGCUCUUAUUUGAGCCCUUAUGAUUUGCAUGGCUGUCUUCCUUUUUUUCUUUCGUUUUCUCAGAAUAGGGGGAUUGUAACAAUAGAUAUGAGAACCGAGAUGGACAGGACAGGACAGGAAAGUACGGAGAUCGGCAAUAGAUAGAGAGAGGGGAACGAAACGAACACCUCGAAUAAGCUCAGCUUAAAUAAAGGAAUCGGUUGUACUAUGCAACCAUCUUUCAGAUGAAGAUUGGAAGUUGUAAUGUAACUCAAAACCAG